Molecule: messenger RNA, 369 nt
Organism: Caenorhabditis remanei
Lineage: Eukaryota; Metazoa; Nematoda; Chromadorea; Rhabditida; Rhabditidae
Exons: 1
Coding region: 1-369 (122 amino acids)
Source: RefSeq, a predicted model, not a curated record
AUGAUAGGAUCUCAAAGAAUACCCAGUUCCGUGAUCUACUUGUACAAAGAUGAGUCCGCCUUCUUCUCAUCUCCCUCCAACAUUGUGUUACUCUUCUUUGGUCCCAACGAUUGUGGACUGAAACAACAGAACUCAGUUUCUAGAGUAUCUAAUUGUGAAACUUACGCAGUUCCCUCAACAUCAUUGACAUAUUUACUCAUAAUAGCCUCCUUCUCAGCCUGGGUUUCAACCGGAGUAGUUGGAGUUGUUGGAGUAGUAGUCGCUGGAGCAGUUUUUGGAGAGAGUUGUUCUCUUGCAGUAUGCAUAUCAUCAUCCUCUUUAGCUGCUGGAGAUGGAGAUGGACUCGGAGCGUCCGGUCUGAAAAUAUAA